Molecule: messenger RNA, 2385 nt
Organism: Apus apus (common swift)
Lineage: Eukaryota; Metazoa; Chordata; Aves; Apodiformes; Apodidae
Gene: GPAT2
Product: glycerol-3-phosphate acyltransferase 2, mitochondrial
Exons: 21
Coding region: 1-2385 (794 amino acids)
Cellular component (GO): mitochondrial membrane
Source: RefSeq, a predicted model, not a curated record
AUGGGGGAAAUAGGGAAAAAUGGGGGAAAUUGGAUGAAAACCUGGAUCUGUGAUUCGGGACAAAAGCUGGAAAUUUUCAUCCCAUUUUUGGGCAAGUCCCGACCCUUUUCGGGACGUUGCUGCCAAAUCUGCACCCCCAAGAGCUGGGGUGGUUUCUUCCACCAGCAACUUUCCCGCCUUGGUUUCCGUGAUGCCGCCCGGGUGACCGAGAAGGACACACGGUUCCGGGGCUGGCUGGUCCGAAGGGUCUGUGUUUUCCUGAUGGUUUGGAACUGGAAAGUUCCUGCUGACACCCCUAGAGACCUCCUGGAGAGAGUCUGCCAGAGCAAGAGGGUGCAGGAUGCUGCUGGCCUGUCCCACGGCUUCAGAGGGGACAGCGAAUCCCAGCAGGGCUGGAAGGAGAAAGUCCUGGAGAUCCUGGCCCAGAUCCAGGCCCCGCUCUCAGUCCCCACCCUGAGGUUGUGCUGCUGGGUCCUGCUCAAGCUUCUGAACCGCCUCUUCUUCGGGGUGCAGCUCCACCGUGGGCAGCUGGAGAUGGUCCUGAGGGCCACCCGGACGCCUGGUGUUCCACUGGUGUUUGUCUCCAGGCACCAGUCCCAGCUGGAUGGGCUGCUCCUCUCCUUCCUGCUCUUCUCCCAGGGGCUGGGGGUGCCCAGGGUGACCGUGGGUGCCCAGCCCUGCAGCCCCCACCUCCGAGCCUUGCUCAGCCGCCUAGGAGGGGUUUUCCUGCCCUGGAGGACAGAGGGGACACGAAGCAACAGGGACAAGGAGCUCCCAGAGGUUGUUCUGGCCGCGUACGUGGAGGAGGUGCUGAGGAGCCAGCAGGCUCUGCUGAUCUUCCUGGAGGAGCCCCAGGCCCCCCGGCAGCUGUCGGGCCCCGCUCGGGCCUGGCUGGCCGCGCUGCUCCGCGCCCUGCGGGGCCGCGCCGUCCCCGACCUGCUGCUGCUCCCCGUCGGCAUCGCCUACGACCUGGCCCCGGGAGGCCUGCAGCAGGGUGGAGAGGACCCCCCCUGCCCCCUGGGCCUGGGCUCCUGCCUGCGGGCGCUGUGCCGGGCCCUGCGCCAGCCCCGCGGCUGUGCCCGCGUGGACUUUGCCCAGCCCUUCUCCUUGCAGGUACAGCAGCCAAGGAUCUCACCAGAGAUCCCACCAGGAAUCCUGCCGGGUGGGGAGGGUGGGCAAACCCCUGAGUUUGUGGCCAAAAACCAGGUGAUCAGUAGGGAGACCCUGGAGGAGCUACUGCUGCCCACCAUCCUUGGCACCUGCCCCGUUCUGCCAGAGGCCAAGAGCAGGAGUCCCAGCCCCACCAUGGCCACCAGCUUGGAGAAAGAGGAGGAGAUGUUGGUGAUGAAGCUGGGCCUGCACUGCCUGAGCGACACCAUGUCCUGCUCUGCCAUCAUGGCUGUGGAGAUCAUGUCGGCCCUUCUGCUGUACAGGCACCGCCAGGGAGUCCUCCUCUCCAGGCUGAUGCUGGACUUCUCCUGGCUGCUGGAGGAGAUCCUGCUGCGUCGGCACGAUGUGGGCUUCUCAGGGCAGCUGCGUGCUGUGGUGUGGCACAGCCUGCACCUGCUCAGGGCCCACGUCACCUUCUACCACCUCAGGCCCCUCGGGGAUGUCCUGGUGGUCCCCGAGGUCUCAGCUGAGGCCUGGAGGGAGCUGGGCCACCACAGUGCUGCCCUCCUGCCUGUCUUUGCCUGCGAGGCCGUGGGAGCCUGUGCCAUCCGAGCCCUCCUGCUGGAGCUGCUGCCGUUCCUGGGAGGCCCCCCUGUGCCCCCCGGCAUCAGCCUGAGCCAGGACGAGCUGCACCAGAAGACCCUGGAGCUGCUCCAGCUGCUGCCCCCCAACCUCCUGGGGCUCCAGCCCUGCCAGCCCCCGGAAUGCCGGAGUCAGGACAUCUUGGACAAGCUCCUCCUGUGUGGGCUCCUGCAGGCUGAGGAGGAGAACGAGCACUGGGUCUGUGACGUAUCCCUGCAGCCCUGGCCCGGGGUGGACUUCUCUGACAGUGACAGCGACAAUGAAGCCCCCAAACGCUGCUUCAAGGUGAGUGAGCCCCCAGGCUGCCCCGGCCUCCUCCUCUUCCUCUGCCGCCUCCUCUGCCCCGUCCUGCGCAGCUUCGGCGGAGCCGCUGCCUUCCUGGGACAGACCUGCUGGCCACAGCCUGAGGCAGCCUGCCUGGAGGCCCUGCUGCAGUUCCUGGCCCAGGAGGAGGGUUGGGGCCCUCCCAGCAGGAGCCUGGCCCUCAGCUCACUGCAGACCUUCAAGGAGAUGGGGGUGCUAGAGGAGGUGCAGACCCCUACAGGUCCCCAGCUCCAGCUCACCCAGCCCUUCCUCACUGCCACCAACCGGGAGAAGCUGGAAGCCUUUAUCCACCAGUUCACCCAGUCGUAG